AUAAACCUCUGGCCCCGAGCCAGACCGGGGAAAUGAAAGUGAAAGAAAACAUCAGCACAAGACGACCGGAGCUGCAACAUGGCGGGACGCACAGCCGCUGCGAGCCGCGGAGCCGCCGCUCUGCUCGUGGCCGUCUGCCUCGACCUGUCCUUGUGUUACGCGGCGGGGCUCGUGGAGACACGCAGCCCGCUCGGCCACUUGGCGCGCGCCUGGGCGCACGCGGCUCUCCGGUGUUCGGCGCUGACGGCCGUCGCGCUGCUCUUCCUCGGACACCUCGACCCGGUGCUGACUCGCGUGGUGGCGGCGCACGGCCUGCUGCCCGCGGUGUUUGAGACCGGCAGCCACGCGCUCUACGGCGAGGACAGCGCGCGCGGCUCGUCGCUGGAUGCGCGCCGCUGGCUCACGUGCGCCGCCGCGUCGCUGGCCGCCGCGCUGUUCUGGGAGGUCAUCGUGCGGGUCACCGUGCGGGACACCGAGGGUGACGCGGUCACCGUGCGGGAGAGGAAGCAGAAGGCCAGAGUUCUGUUGGUGAGGGUUCUGCGCAUGUUCCGACCCGAAUACCCGCUGCUGCUCGGGGGCCUGGCGAUGCUGACGAUGGCUGCUUCCUGUGAGAUGUUCAUCCCGUUCUACACGGGGAGAGUCAUCGACAUCGUCGCCGCUCGGUACCGGCCAGAUGAGUUCUUCUCGGCGCUCCUCCUCCUGGGCCUGUUCUCUCUGGGCAGCUCCCUGGGGGCCGGCGGCAGGGGGGGGGUCCUGAUGUGUGCCAUCAGCUCCUUCACAUGCAGAAUGAAAAUCAAGCUGUUUGAGGCUCUGACCCGACAGGAUAUCGGAUUCUUUGAGACCACAAAGACAGGUGAGAUCACCUCCAGGUUGUCCAGGGACACGCCCCUGGUGGGCCGGGCCGUGUGUCUGAACGUCAACGUGCUGCUGCGGACCUCCGUCAUGACGCUGGGGGCGCUGGGCCUGAUGGCCGGCCUCUCGUGGAGGCUCAGCCUGCUGGUGCUGAUGGAGGCGCCCAUCAUCGUCCUGAUCCAGAACCUCCACGACACACGCAACCAGCGGCUGUCCCUGGCGGUGCAGGACUCGACGGCCCGGGCGGCCGACGUGGUGAACGAGGUGGUGUCCGGUAUUCGGGCGGUGCGCAGCUUCAACACGGAAAAACACGAGGCCCGUCGCUAUGACGACCGCUUGAUGGACACACACGUCCUCAAGGCCCGGCAGAGCUCCCUCAAGGCGGUUUACCUUCUCGCACGGAGGUUGACAGGGUUGGCCAUGAAGGUCAUCAUGUUGUACUACAGCAGGCUGCUCAUCCAGAGUGGACAGAUGACCACUGGCAACCUGGUUUCCUUCCUCCUCUACCAGUCCGAUCUGGGAGACAACUUCAGGACACUGACCUUCAUCUUUGGCGACAUGCUGAACUCGGUGGGGGCGGCCGGGAAAGUGUUUGAGUACCUGGACCGAAAACCUGAGGUCUGCAUGGAGGGGACACUGAAACCGGAUCAGCUGACCGGUCACGUGAUCUUCCACAAGCUCAACUUUGCCUAUCCUACAUCUCCCAACAAAGCAGUGCUGCAGGACUUCUCUCUGGAGCUGAAGGCGGGUCAGAUGACGGCACUAGUGGGUCGGUCUGGAGAAGGAAAAAGCACCUGUGUGAGUCUGCUGCAGCGCUUCUACGAGCAGCAGCACGGAGACGUCCUCCUGGACGGCCGACCGCUGGCGUCCUACGACCACCGCUUCCUGCACCAGAAGGUUGCGGUGGUGAGCCAGGAGCCGGAGCUCUUCUCCGGCUCCAUCAGAGACAACAUCGCCUACGGGCUCGCUGAAUGCUCAUUGGAGGAGAUCCAGGAAGCGGCGCGCAAAGCCGACGCCCAUGACUUCAUCAUGAGGCUGGAGGAGGGCUACGAUGCAGAGGUGGGCGAGGGCGGCGGCCAUCUGACCAAGAGCGGGAGGCAGCAGAUCGCCCUCGCUCGGGCUCUGGUGAGGCAGCCGCGGGUCCUCAUCCUGGAUGAAGUCACCAGCUCUCUGGACACGGACAGUGAAAAAAAGAUUCUGCAGACCCUGGCCGGCUGUCCCACCCAGACCCGGCUGCUCGUCUCUCACAAGCUGAAGAACGUGGAGGCGGCGGAUCAGAUCGCCGUGAUGGAGGACGGCCGAAUCCGGGAGCGAGGGACUCACCGGGAGCUGAUGCAGCUGCAGGGGAGCUACUACAAGCUGUGGAGCGACACACGCUAGAGGAGGUGGUGUUCAUGGAACACACACGUGUGUCAUGUGACAUGUGUCAUACAAUCUGUCAUAUUCAUUGAAUGUGUAGUAACUCUGUAACACUUCAUUCUGGUCACAUGACAUCGAGAGUUCAACUGGUCACAUGACAUCUAUUGUUCAUCUGGUCACAUGACAUCUAUUGUUCAUCUGGUCACAUGACAUAUAGUGUUCAUCUGGUCACAUGACAUCUAUUGUUCCUCUGGUCACAUGACAUCUAUUGUUCAUCUGGUCACAUGACAUAUAUUGUUCUCUCCAUCCUGGAGAGGGAUCCUCCUCUGUUCUCUCCUGAAGGGUUCUUCACUUUUUUCCCCCUUAAAGGUUUUUUUCUAUUUCUUGGUAGUUGUUCCUGAUCCGAUGUGAGGUCAAAGGUCAAAGGUCAGGGAUGUUGUGUGUGUACAGACUGAGGAUAAUUCGUAAUUUGUGAUAUUGGGCUAUACAAAAUAAACUGAAGACAAUGGCCACACACACACACACACACACAUGUAUAUACUGAACAUAUGGACACACAUACCUGAUGAAAUAUUUUGUAUAUAUUGUUUUCUAAGUAUUACAAUUGAAGCCGGACAGAAAAGCUCAAACAUGUGGAACCUCCUCAGCUCUAGUCGUGUUCUUCUGCUCUUAUUUAUUUGGUCAAAUUGACAUUGGACAUUGUAAAUUAAUUGGUUGUGUGUUUCAUAAUUCCUGCCCCAUUAGGUAGCGGUGGAUAAACGUUUGACAGCCAUCAGUCGAUGCAAUACCAAAGGUUGCCUCGUGUGUUCGUAAUAAAUAAAAGAUUUAUAUUUCAAACCACA
Messenger RNA from Pseudoliparis swirei, 3053 nucleotides. RefSeq names its product transporter associated with antigen processing, subunit type a (gene tap2a). The coding region runs from base 79 to 2232 and encodes 717 amino acids. Gene Ontology annotation, cellular component: membrane. The record is from RefSeq and is a predicted model, not a curated record. Gene Ontology annotation, molecular function: ATP binding; ABC-type oligopeptide transporter activity; ATP hydrolysis activity. Gene Ontology annotation, biological process: transmembrane transport. The transcript has 11 exons. Lineage: Eukaryota; Metazoa; Chordata; Actinopteri; Perciformes; Liparidae.